UCCCCUCUCGCUUUCCCUCCAAAUAGCAUCCCUCGUGCCAACAAUGUGCCUACGCUUCUCGCCCACUUUGCAGCCACCACCCUGAGCUAGUCACGUAUUUUUUAGGGGGCAAUGGCGAACGGCGGCGGCGGCGGCCGGCGGCGAAAGGGGGCGCGCCGGGGUAAGACAAAGAAGAAGACCAAGUACCUCAGCCUCAGCCGCCACCUCUCCCAGGCGGCGGAGGUCGUCGUCCACAGGUCCGAAUCUCUGUCGGUGGAGGAAUCUUUGCCACCCUCGGCGCCGUCGACGGAGGAGGCGGCGCAGACGCUCGAGGACGACGGAGCCGGCCAUGAGCAGCAGCAGCUCGACCCGUUCGCGCUGCAUCCCGAGGCGCCGUCCACGCUGUUCGCGGCGGCGCCGUCGCUCAACGACAUCCUCGGCGCCUCCUCCCCCUUCUCCUCCGGCGGCGGCUCGGGGGGUUCAUCCUCGUGCGCCCCCUCCCCGGACGCAUCCGGCGGGAGCGGCCGCUUCGAGGGCGAGGAGGAGGACCUGGCCCGGCGCGCGCUCCGGGGCAGGGAGCGGUGGGUGUACUGCAGGAGCAGCUCCUCCUCCCCCAGCGCCGCGACGGCGACCACCACCACCACCACCACAACCUCGUCCUCGUGCUCGUCGGCGGCCAGCACGGGCGCCGCCUCCGCCUCCGCGCGGCUGCCGCUGCUCAAGCUGGACUACGACGAGAUCCUGGCCGCCUGGGCGGGCCGCGGGUCCCUCUACAUCGGAGCCGCGCCGGCCCUCGCGGCGCCCAAGCUGGAGCCCGACUCGGUGCUCGUGGAGGUGGCGCCGGGGCGGCAGGCGGCGGCGUGGACUGCGCCGGAUGCGACCGGGAGGGCGGAGAGGGUCAGGCGCUACAAGGAGAAGCGCCAUGCCAGGCUCUUCUCCAAGCGGAUCCGGUACGAGGUUCGCCGCAUCAAUGCCGUCCGGCGGCCGCGCUUGAAGGGCCGUUUCAUCAGGGGGAACGAAGGUGUUGCCAUGGCCACCUGAAGCGAGCUCCAGCCUUUAUCGCAGUGCUUGCUUCAUUCAGUUACAAGAAUGGGUAAUACAUGCAUCCAUCCGUGUGUCACUCCGUUCCAACUGUAGAAUGUAAAUUAUCAGGUUAUUAGUCUCCAGGCUGCCAUAACCCAACCCCAGUUUCUUGUACCAUUCCCAAGCUGCGAGCUUGAGCAGCAAGUGCAGUGUCUGUGUGGAUCAUGUUGUUUGCCAGCUUUGUAGGAUGAAAAAUAAUAGAACUUGAUUUGGUCAUAAA
Messenger RNA from Lolium perenne, 1282 nucleotides. RefSeq lists its product as uncharacterized. Gene Ontology annotation, biological process: regulation of DNA-templated transcription. NCBI's taxonomy places the organism in Eukaryota, Viridiplantae, Streptophyta, Magnoliopsida, Poales, Poaceae. Gene Ontology annotation, molecular function: protein binding. Gene Ontology annotation, cellular component: nucleus. The record is from RefSeq and is a predicted model, not a curated record.